AUGGCGGCGGUCGGCGGCGAGAACAGCGGCGCGGGCGAGGGGGAGUUCUACCUGCGGUACUACGUGGGGCACAAGGGCAAGUUCGGGCACGAGUUCCUCGAGUUCGAGUUCCGCCCCGACGGCAAGCUCCGCUACGCCAACAACUCCAACUACAAGAACGACACCAUGAUCCGCAAGGAGGUCUUCGUCUCCCCCUCCGUCCUCCGCGAGGCCAGGAGGAUCAUCCAGGAGUCCGAUAUCAUGAAGGAGGACGACAGCAACUGGCCCGAGCCCGACCGCAUCGGCCGCCAGGAGCUCGAGAUCGUUAUGGGCAACGAGCACAUUUCAUUCACCACUUCCAAGAUCGGCUCCCUCGUCGAUGUCCAGUCCAGCAAGGACCCGGAGGGCCUCCGGAUCUUCUACUACCUCGUCCAGGUUCGACCUCAACCACCAGUUCCGCCCACAAAUACCGACAUUGUUUGUUCACUGUGGCCCUCCAGAAUUUUCAUGGCUCUAGCCUCUACCUUGCAAUAUAUUGAUAACAUUUACAUGAGCCGUAAGAUAGAUCAUUUCUGUGGACUUGUGAGGACACCUGAAUUCUCAGAUUCAGGACAACAAGCAACUAAUAAUAUGAUUGUGACUUGUGAUUUGUAA
Miscanthus lutarioriparius is the source of this 633-nucleotide messenger RNA. Lineage: Eukaryota; Viridiplantae; Streptophyta; Magnoliopsida; Poales; Poaceae. The record is from the annotation of a GenBank genome assembly.